AUGAGACAGGGUCAUAGGGGAUGUGUGAGACGGGAGUCAAUCAAGGUGACGGGAGUGGAUGCGAUUGAAUGCGGUGCAACAGUGUCACGGGCAUACUCCUUUGCAUUGCAAAUCUUCGUACAGGACAAUGCAGACCGGUGUCAGGCUGAUACUUUUCCUGGUCCUGACCUGGUUUUGGGCCAGACAUGGGAAAGACACGAGACUCUGGAUCGGGAUGGGAUCAUGAAUUUGUACUGGACACCAAAUUUGGAAAGCGGGGAGAUAACAUUCGAGCUGCACGCGAAGACACAGGGAUGGGCCGGAUUGGGCUUCUCGGCCAACGGUGCCAUGACCGGAUCUGACGUCGUCGUUGGAUGGAUCAAGGAUGGACAAACCUACUUCACGGACAGACAUGCAGUGGGAAACGAGCUUUCUCUGGUGGACGAGAGUCAGGACUACGAACUCCUCUUCUCAUCCGAGGGCGAGGAGGGGUUGAUCCUCAGAUUUAAACGUCUCUUCGACACCUGCGAUGAGAACGACUUCUACAUUACAAGUGACACUUGGAGUCUGAUCUACGCAUAUGGGGAGACGGAUCCAGACGGAGAAGAUCCCUUUCAUGAAGGACGAGACCAUCGCGUACCAUCCAUGGGUAACGGAUGGAAACGAAGAAUACGUGGACCAUUUGAAGUUGAUGGUUUCACGUUGAACGAGGGUGAGGAAGAGGUUUUCGAGCAGUUCAUGCAAAAUUAUCCCCAUGGUUCCUCCUGCUUUGAUCCUGACAUUAGCUACCUGAUUGGGAAAUGCCAAAGCGUCCUCCAGGGCUGGGCCGUCAGUGGAGUGGGAGAAAAAUACCCAGAACACGCAGGCUACCCCCUUAGACCAGACUCUGAGGGACCGACAUAUUACCGAAUGGAGAUGCAUUACAACAACCCUCAGCUCAUAGACGAUAUCCACGACGAAUCCGGUCUCACCAUCUACUAUACAGACAAUCUCCGGACCUACGAUAUGGGCACCAUCGUCUUUGGCUCCCGGGUCGUCUACACUGAACUUGUCCCACCUGGAUUGGGUGACUUCAUGACUGUGGGCCACUGUCCCGGGGAAUGCACGGAGAUGUUUAUUCCUCCCGAGGGCAUUCACAUCUUCUCUGGAUUGCUGCAUUCUCAUCUCCUUGGGAGGAAGAUGAGAGCCCGAAUAUUCAGAGAUGGGGAGGAACUUCCCUGGAUCUUCCACGACGAACACUACGACUCCGAUUUCCAGCAGAGCCGCAUCCUAAGAGAGGAAUUCCUUCUUCUCCCGGGUGAUCACAUCACCGUCGAAUGCGAUUUGGAUUCGUCGGAACGAGAGGACGUGACUUUGGGGGGACUAACCGACAAUGAUGAGAUGUGUGAGUUUUUCGUCAUGUAUUACCCCAGAGUGGAGUUAAACCACUGCUCCUCCACCAUGGAAUACCAGUUCUUUCACACUCUUUUUGAACUGGGUGGAGUCCAUCUCAACACGGAAACCCUUAACUGGGAAUUGGACGGAACGAACCAGAUCCUGCAAGAGCACUUCCGAGGCUUCGAUUGGGAAAAUUUCGACGUGGAAGCAUAUCAAGAAGCAGUUCGAUUCUCUCCCCAGCAAGGUACUUGCGGAGGGGUCUCCUACUUUCUUGAAGUGAAGGAUGUGACAUUCCCGGAAUACGAGAAUGAUUACAUUCCACCGCCGAGAAAGUGCCCCGUAGGCAAUUCCGACCCUUGAGCCAUCGCCUUCCCAUCAAGAAAAUGAAAAUUCACUUAUGGUGUUUUCUGAAAGGGCGAUAGUAAAGUUUGAGAUCAUAGAAA
This is a messenger RNA of Darwinula stevensoni, 1799 nucleotides long. The record is from the annotation of a GenBank genome assembly. Lineage: Eukaryota; Metazoa; Arthropoda; Ostracoda; Podocopida; Darwinulidae.